Molecule: messenger RNA, 1923 nt
Organism: Mesorhabditis belari
Lineage: Eukaryota; Metazoa; Nematoda; Chromadorea; Rhabditida; Rhabditidae
Source: the annotation of a GenBank genome assembly
AUGCUAGGCCUUCUCGAGAACGGAGCCGGCACAUCGCCUCUUGUCGACAAUCGAAUCAAGGUGGACGAAGAUCUUUUACGGAAAUUCAAAUGUGAUCAGUGCGGGAAAGCGUUUAAAUUCAAGCAUCAUCUCAAGGAGCACAUCAGGAUUCAUUCGGGAGAGAAACCGUUUCAAUGUCCAUCUUGUCAAAAGCGUUUCUCGCACUCUGGCUCCUACUCAUCGCACAUGAGCAGCAAGAAAUGCACCCCAGGCCUCGGAUCUCCUUCACCCAAUCACACCAUUCAACCAAUCCUCCCGACAUCUCCGUCAACGUCUCUCUUUGCGGCCAGUGAUCAGUUGGCCCUCUACCGGAAUCUAUUCCUCCAGCUACAGGCUCAACAAUUGGCCUCAGCUUUGCCCCAAACGAUGCCCACCAGCCCGUACCUGAGCCUUUUUCAGGCAGCAACGGCCACCGUCCAAACCCCAACCGACACUCAAUCCCUGCUUGCCGCUUAUUUGAACUCAGCAACGGCACAGGCGAGCCCAGCUGAAUCCGAAGAAACGCAAGAAGGGUUGAUUGUUUCCAAAAAUGUUGAUGAAGAGAUAAAAGAGAAAUUCGAGAGGAUCAGUGAGAACGAGGAGAUCGACAAGCUGAAGAAAGAAGAGCUGGAGAUGGACGAGGGGAAGACCGAGAACAUUAUGCAACAGGAGAAGAAAAUUGAUCAGAUUUUCUCGUUGAAUCUGACCACAGACGAUGCUCAGCAAAGGAAUGGAGAUCCCAGUUGGAGACCGAUGCGAUCAAGAUCUUUUCUCACCGAUGCUCAGGUGGCAAUCCUGCAGAAUCACUUCCAGAGGAAUCCUUUCCCUUCAAAGUACGAGCUCUCGGCGGUGGCCGAGCAAAUUGGAGUCAACAAACGGGUUGUGCAGGUUUGGUUCCAAAACACACGGGCCAAGGAGAGGCGAAGCAAUCGAUCGUUCGCUGAUCGAAGCAAGACUCGCGGUGAUUUUGGAGUCUCACCAUUGGCAAACGGUGCUUUGAAGCUCAUGGCCACAUGGUUUCAACACACGAAGAAUGUCGCUGAGAGUCAGGAUGAACUGAUGAGUGAUGAUGGAAAAGAAUCGGAAGAAGGCGUCGAAACACCGCUGGAUCUGUCACUGAGAGAAGAUGAUGAAAUGAUAAAAGAAGAUAAAGAAAAGGAAGAGAUCAUUCCAUCAGAAAGAGAGAUUCCACAAACAUCCACAGCUCUUGAGGCUUUCAUCGAACAACAAGCGCAUGCGGUUAGAAAAGCGCUACAGGAAGCGGCUGAAAGGAAAGCCGAUCUGUGCACCCCUCCACCACCCCCGCAAAGUCAUUCACCUCUCUCAUCCUCAUCUCCAGCUGCUAGCUCAGCUUCUUCUGGAAUUUGGCCCACAAAUCUUUUCCUCUCACAAUACUCGAUGCUCGGCACAAAUGGAUUAGCGGAUUUGCAAAAAGUUCUUGAUAGAGGCGAAGUCGGUUCGCGGUCUCCAUCGCCGCAGAAGUCGGGUGGAGUCUCGUCGACGACAGGAAUCGAUGAGAUGAACGGCGUCGAGGGUGGCCUUUUCUCCUGUGAUCGAUGCGAUAAAGUCUUUGGGAAACAAUCGUCACUCAAUCGGCACAAAUACGAGCACUCUGGUCAACGCCCGUACAAAUGUGAUACUUGUGAGAAGGCGUUUAAACAUAAACAUCAUCUCACCGAACACAAAAGACUUCACUCUGGGGAGAAACCGUUUGAGUGUGCCAAAUGUCACAAGCGCUUCUCUCAUUCCGGCUCCUACAGUCAACAUAUGAGUCAUCGAUAUUCAUAUUGCAAGCCAUUCCUCAAGACACAGGAAAGCAGAAAUGAGGUGGAUAUUGAAGAGGAAAAGGAAGAACAAAAAGAAGAACAAAUCGAUGAGGAAAAGGCUCAAUUGUUGAUGAAUCCG